Messenger RNA from Adelges cooleyi (spruce gall adelgid), 441 nucleotides. Its product is annotated as bis(5'-nucleosyl)-tetraphosphatase [asymmetrical]-like. Gene Ontology annotation, molecular function: bis(5'-nucleosyl)-tetraphosphatase (asymmetrical) activity. The coding region runs from base 1 to 441 and encodes 146 amino acids. Gene Ontology annotation, biological process: ATP biosynthetic process; AMP biosynthetic process. The record is from RefSeq and is a predicted model, not a curated record. NCBI's taxonomy places the organism in Eukaryota, Metazoa, Arthropoda, Insecta, Hemiptera, Adelgidae. The transcript is spliced from 3 exons.
AUGCCACCUCUUGGAUUAUCGGGCGCCGCGGGUCUGUUCCUAUUCCGGAACUUGGCUAGCGACAUUCAAUACAUGUUGCUUCGCACUUCGUACACUCCAGAUAAAUACUGGACGCCUCCGAAAGGGUACAUCGUACAAGGAGAUGAUCCCGUCAAAAUAGCAAUGGAGGCUACUCAACGUGCUACCGGAUACACAACGGAAGACAUUGACGUGUACCAUAAGUACAGGCGCUGUGUGAAAUACAGCGUCAAUGGCCAUGACAAGGAAAUCAUGUUCUACUUGGCACAGUUAACUAAUAAGACAAAGGCACCGGUCUUGACAAAGGGAUACGACUGCGUAGUAUGGGCCGAAACGAACAGAGCGUGUUCAUUGUUAAGAUUCAGAGAUAUGAAAAAACUCACCCAAGAUAUGACCAGGAUUAUCGUUGAAAACGAAAUGUAA